Molecule: messenger RNA, 2957 nt
Organism: Mya arenaria
Lineage: Eukaryota; Metazoa; Mollusca; Bivalvia; Myida; Myidae
Product: myosin-2 heavy chain-like
Exons: 13
Coding region: 179-2059 (626 amino acids)
Source: RefSeq, a predicted model, not a curated record
ACGGAGUAAAUGGUUUUGUAGAAUAUGGUCACCUAUCUGAAAUUAGCGUUGAAUUUGGUGUACUGGACCAAGUGGUAAUCUUUAGUGAUAAGCCAAUCACUUACUUGUACAAAAAUAUAGGACUGACGUUAAUGGAUUACUAAUCAGUGUUUUUUAGUUUCAGAUAACUGAACUCGCAAUGGCUGAUGAAGAGGAUAAACAAGUUACAAAUAAUUUUGAUUUGUACCAAGAGAAGGUUAAAAGGGAAAUAAAAUCGCUGAAGGAUGUGUGUGUGGACUUUGCAAAGAGUUGCCAACAGAAGGAAAAAGAGGUCACUGCUGUAUUUUCAAAAUUAAAGGAAACGGAAAUAAGCUUUUCAGAAAAUGUUGACGGAUUACAGAAGGAACUUGAAAAACUCAAGGCGGAAAUGAUCGUCAAAGAAAAUAAAUUGACAGUUGCUGAAAAGAACCUGCAAGCUUUUAAAACAAUGUUAAAUACCAGUGAGAAACAGUGUAAAGAACACAAAUACCUAAUAAACCAGAUGAGAGAAGAGUUGAAAGGCAUGAACGAAUUGGCCGAAAAGGACAUACAAAGUCAAAGCACAAUAGCUUAUCUUCAGGACAAGCUGCAGCAGCAACAAAAAGAAAAUAACAAAUUGCAGACAGACAAGCAACAACUUAACAAUGCAAAUAAGUUGAUGAAGUCUGCCUGCCAGCAAAAGGAUGCAGAAGCAAAACACUAUUACGCUGAAUCGCAGAGGUACAGUUUGGAGUAUGAAAAUUCUGCAAAACAACUCCAGGGUUCUCAAGAAGCUCGGAAUCAGCUUGAAAAAGAGAAAAAAUAUCUUUUUUUAAGAUUGAGCAGAAUUGCUGACACAAAUCCUACUUAUCGAAACCCAAAUAUUGCUGACUUGGGAGAUCCAAACCGUCCAACAAAACAAGCAGAAGUAUUCAGUGAGAUAUAUGAUGACGAGUGGAACGACGCAUAUGAGACUGUUUUGGAUGACGAAGAAAAAAAUAAAAUUAAUUUCAUGCUUAAUUUAUUGAAGGAUGUUGAUACAAUUUGUGAAGACGUAAGCAAACGACAUGCCGAUGCAAUUACUGAUGGUCUACCGCAAAUGGUUGUCAGGGUUAAAGUAAGAAAAUGUCCAACUGAUCCAAAACGUAAAUAUGAUGAACGUGGGUUAAAACUUGUGGAUACACACCUAGAAAGCACUGCAUGCACGGCAGAUGUUCUAGCAACUGGUAAGUUUCGAAAGAAUGAGCCCUCAACAUCGAAGAGAAACGAUGGUGAACAGGGCGAUGCACUAGUUACGAAUGGAAAUCUUUCUAAGGAAAAUAAAGGUACAAACCCAAGUCCAAGCAAAAUUGGGAAUAGGAACAACCAUUUAGAGCCAACCAAAAUCGGUAAUAAACAGAUCGAUGAAACAGCUACGGAAGGAAAAGCUUCCACAGACAAUGCAAACAUCAGUGCGACCCAAAGCGAGAACAUAUCAUUGGAUACAAGGGAUGGAGCAGACGUGUUUAAUGACAACACAGUCAUUAAAGACAAUGAACAGCAUGAACAGGCUGAAGUCGACUCCGAAUUUGGUGAAGGCAAAGACGAAAAAGUUGAUAAAAAAACAUCAACUGUCAACCCAGAACAAAAAAACACAGGCUAUAUGGAGAAGAUAGAGUAUGAGGAGAAAAGUGAAGUCAUACAAUUUGAUUUUGAUGAGCUACCUACAGAGCAAAAGCUAAUUAUCGAGGACAUCAGACACAGAAUAAAAUACGACAUGACGGAAAAAGUGAUCGAGGCGAUAUGUAACGCUGUAAUCGAGGAGAUGGGUCCAAACCAGACCGACGAAAUACGUACUUACAUCUCGAAAUGUUCUCUGUUUUGCUGGACUGCCCGUUGGCACAACCCACCCGUUUACGUUGAUUUCAUGGAGGUUACGGAAAACAUGCGUUUUGACAUGAACGUAUACAAGCCGUACACAAAGACGGGACCCAUCGUAGAUUACAUCGUCUGGCCUCCUAUAUAUUUAUUUAAAGGUGGACCUAUGCUUUGCAAAGGUGUUGCACAAGGGAAGAGAAAUUGAAUGGACAUUCAGAGACUUUUCGUCUUUAUAUAUUAGUCAGAAACCAUUUUGCACAUUAUAUUAUAUGUUUGAAAAGAGACCUUAUAAUGAAAUAUAACCAGAAGUUAAAUUGUAUUUUAUGCUCUUUCUAUCGAAAUAAAAUAACAUUCAAGAAUAUGUGUAUAAAUAUGAUAAAAAAAUACAUUCAUAUACCUGUAUUAUUCGCAUUGACUUUGAAGCAUACUUACUACGUACACCUCUUUCGUAAAUAUCAUACUGAGUAUUGUUAAAAACAUUUUUUAACAAUCUACGACCAUUUUCCAGACAUGACUAAUUUAUCAACAUAAUUAUGUAAAUUUAUAUAAAAAAACAUUAAUUCAUUCCUAUGCAAUAUCUCUUCAAUACUUAGACUUAAACUGUAUCUGUUGUUGUUAUAUAAAUUUUCUGAGAACAUCAACAUGAUCCUGCGAAACGGCAAGUAUUCCUCAUUUCGUGUUGUUGAAGUGAUUUGUUAACAACACUUUGUGAAAAAUGUAAGCGAGUGAGGAUCCGAUUAUAACACUUAGACUAUUUUACUAAAUAUAAGUUGUAAGUACAAGCGAUGCCUGUUUAAAUCAUUAUUAAUUUUAAUUAAUAAGUUACCUGAUAGCUACACUAACAAUGAUGUUAAAAUUGGAUAGUGGUGACUCUAUAUAAUAUUGACAUCUAUGGAUUAAUUAUAGAAUAAUACAUGGUUGACCAUGGUUUUGGGCGGGCAAUUAUUCCUUCCACUGGGGCAAUUAUCAACCAAAAGCCAUGGUCAACCAUGUCUUAUCCUGUAUAAUACAUAUGUUUUGUUAUUUGUCAAUGAUUUCAAAUAAUUUAAAGAUUAUUUUGUGAGGUAAUAAAGGAUAUUUGUCUUAUGAUUGGCAUGUAGUUU